AUGAUCAAAUUAGCUACUAACAUCUUCUUGACUCUUUUCUUAUGCAGUUGUGUUAACGCUGCAACUUUUAAAGCCAGAUCCUGCGUUGAUUUCCCCCAAGCAGGAAGCAAAGUUGCUCAGAAGACAGUCUAUGAUGUUAACGAUCAGCCAUAUAACGUCUUGUGCUAUUACGAUGGACUGGAUAUCUAUACUUUAAUUGAAUCAUUCAAUAAGACCAAUUCACUUCAUUCUAAAAUUGCAGCCAGCUUUGCAAUUGACACAGCUGUUAACGAAGAUACGUCUUCAUCUGUAUUUCCUCUUGAUUUAUAUCGUUUAUCCAAAGCCCGUAUGGAAUAUCUUGCUUCGAAAUCGACGAUGUUCAUGUCUUCUUGCAAUGUAGUUAUUAAUCCAAAUCAAUUCCAAUCAUCGUCGGUUGGCCAUGACUAUAUCAAGGGCACCCUUGAUCAAAAUAGUAAACGUUUAUUUUUCGAAAGUGCUUGGCUAACAUUAGCUUCCGACAAUUGCUUAAGCGUUAGCGGAAACGUCUUUGGAGCUUCUUUUAGCGCUAAAUCAAUUCCAGUAUUUAGUCGUAAUGAUAUCCAUUUGCAUAUGAGCGUUGAUGAAAGCAAAUCAUACUGUGAUAAGCAUGAUCUACUCCUCGUGUCAGAACCAGCUAAAGUAACAGCAUGUGGAGUAAGCGAUUAUCCACCUGGAGCACCAGCAACAGCUAAUCUAUUUGGUAGCUAUAAUAAAUGUACAAAAGAUUUCUCUUGUUCUGGCGCGGAUGGAUCGAUUACCAGUUGGUGGUUAGGCAGUACUGCCCCACCUAUUUAUUAA
Molecule: messenger RNA, 816 nt
Organism: Trichoplax adhaerens
Lineage: Eukaryota; Metazoa; Placozoa; Uniplacotomia; Trichoplacea; Trichoplacidae
Exons: 2
Coding region: 1-816 (271 amino acids)
Source: RefSeq, a predicted model, not a curated record